Triplophysa dalaica is the source of this 4309-nucleotide messenger RNA. It is a transcript of the gene pamr1b, whose product is annotated as peptidase domain containing associated with muscle regeneration 1b. The coding region runs from base 86 to 3517 and encodes 1143 amino acids. The transcript has 14 exons. The record is from RefSeq and is a predicted model, not a curated record. Gene Ontology annotation, biological process: proteolysis. NCBI's taxonomy places the organism in Eukaryota, Metazoa, Chordata, Actinopteri, Cypriniformes, Nemacheilidae. Gene Ontology annotation, molecular function: serine-type endopeptidase activity.
GUGAGUCAGAAGGGAGGGAAGGAAAGAGGAGAGGUGAUGUCAGUGCAGCUGAGUUCAGAGAGUAAACAGAACUUGAGGCCAUAGCAUGUGUUUAUCUGCACUGCUUCACGCGUGCAGCCAGCAGGCAUGCGGCAUUCUCUCCUUGAGCUUCAGCUCUCGGCCCUGCAUCACCCUCCUCAUCUUCCUCCUCCUGCUUGCUCAGGGGACAGCCUGGCCGUAUGAUUACAGGUUCCUGCAUAACUACUGUCCGGGGCCAGAGUGGAGCGUGAUGUGCAGGGGAUGUUGUGAAUAUGACGUCAUCCACUGUAAAUGUCCUCUUCAAGGGACCCCUGUGGGUUAUGCAGUGCCAUGCUGUCGUAAUGUCGCAAAUGAAUGUGAUCCCUGCAUUAUACACCCCGGCUGCAGCAUAUUUGAGAACUGCAAACGCUGUAACAAUGGCACCUGGGGCCCAAGGGAUGAUUUUUUUCUGAAAGGGCGUUACUGUGCAGAGUGUCGGCCUGGCUGGUCUGGUGGGGAUUGUUUAACGUGUGGAGGGGUGAUUCAUAGGAGGCAGGGUCACCUAGUGCUGGAAAGUUACCCAACCAAUGCCCGCUGUGAAUGGACACUAAAAGUGGACCAGACUUUUACCAUUGAUCUAAGGUUCAUGAUGCUCAGCUUGGAGUUUGAUUACAGCUGUCAGUAUGACUACGUGGAAGUGAGGGACGGAGACAGCUUGAACUCACGCAUAAUUGGUCGUUACUGUGGAAAUGAGCUGCCUCCUCCAAUUAGAAGCACUGGCAAUUCUCUCCACAUUCUUUUUGUCUCUGAUGGUUACAAGAAUUUUGAUGGGUUUUUCGCCAUCUUCCAGGAGAGUUCAGCAUGCGUAUCCUCUCCAUGUUUUCAUGAUGGUACCUGCAUCGCAGAGUCUUCUCACUCUUUCCAUUGUGCCUGUCUGGCUGGAUAUACUGGCAAGAGAUGUGAACAUGUGCUUGAGUGCAGAAGGCCUUUAAGUCUCCCCCAUGGGACUACAAAGUAUCUAGAUGUAAGGGUUGGGGGUCACGCUCUGUUCUGCUGUGACCCUGGAUACACAUUACAGGGCUUCCAGAUGGCCACCUGCCUAUUGGAUGGGUCAUGGAGUACACCAACUCCACAGUGUGUGUCUAACCAAGACUGUGGCAUUCCACCAAAGCCAGAUCAUGGUAAUCACUUCCUUGUUUAUGGACCAAAUGAUCUACUUAUUGCUGUUCAGUUUUUGUGCUAUAAGCCAUACAAACUGCAUGGAAGCCCCCAGAGAGCUUGCCUGAGCAACAACACUUGGAGUGGGAUGGCACCUACCUGUGUCAAAGAGUUGGACACUGUUUCUGAACCUGAAAAUAAACAAAACACGAGCAAAGACAAAUCCACAGGACCAGGAGAAAAGGGUCAGGCUUAUGACAAAACCCAGAAAGAAAACGAGCAUGCCAUAGACCAAGAAUUUAAAACGCAAAAACCUACAUCUGGAAAGGAUAAUUUUGGACAAUAUGUAGAUUUGGACAAAGACAUUGACAAAGUCAUUAGAAAGGAAUUAGGAACAGAAAAAAAUAAGGACAAAGAAGAAAAUAAGGAAACUGAUAGCAACAUUAACACAAUUACAAAAGAAGAAAGUGACAAAUUUAAGGAUGAUAGUGUGAAACAACGAGACAAUCUAGAUAAUUCAGAGAAAGUUGACAAAAGUCCAACAAAAGGUUUGGACAUAGACUUUGUAGAUAUUGUGUUAAUUAACAGUAGGAGAGCAAACAAUCAAACAGAAAAUGAUAAGUCCAACAGUCAAAAAAUAACUGAUGGAUCCAAAUACACAAUAUUAAGUUUCACUGAUGAUAAUAAAGAAAACAUAUUUUAUGAAAUAGAUACUAUAAACAAAGCAAAUGUCACUCAAUCUGUCGAUAACAAUGACAUAAUAGAAAAUCUAGAGACAGUUCCCCUGACCGCUGCUACUGGAAGCCCAGAAAUAUCAACAGUGAGCAAAAUAGCAACAACAAUCACGGUAAAACCUACAGAAGAGUUAAAAGAUCACACAAUGAUACAGAGGCCAACAGAAAUCUCAUUGAAAGACACAAAAGAAGAAUCUCAACCAAACAAGACUGAAGGUGAAUUUGCUGGAACAGAGAACCUCAUAAUCAAUGAAAGUGAAGGAAGACAUUGUCCUCCACUGGAAACAUUGUAUCAUGGUUACUAUGAGUUGGUACCUGAACUCCUUACAGAAACAGUUGAGUUUUUUUGUAACCACUCUUAUAUUCUGAGCGGCAGUUCACAGAGGACGUGUCAGCCUAAUGGCACAUGGACUGGAAACCAGCCCAUGUGCAUCAAAGCCUGUCGAGAGCCCAAGGUGUCUGUACUGGUCAAACAGAGAGUUCUGCCUUCACAAAUCCCAUCCAGGAAGACAGCUGUUCAUAAGUUUUACUCAUCUUCUGGGGUCCCCAAUUUCCUAAACGAAGUACGACCAACCCAAACCCCUGUGAUCCUGCCAGCACUCCCAGAUGGGUUUCACAAUCUCUACACACACAUUGAGUAUCAAUGUAUGUCACCAUACUACAAGCUCUCUGGAAGUGCACGCCGAACCUGUCUGAGGACGGGAAAGUGGAGUGGCCGUCACGUGUCCUGUUCACCAGUUUGUGGAAGGCUGAGAAACUUUGCCUCUCAGCACCCAGCAGAGACUAACUGGCCCUGGCUGGCAGCCGUCUACCGUUUGCCUGCUUCAACCAAACUAAAAAAGCACUCAAAUGUGGCAGAGACAAAGGAAAAGACAAUAGGAAUGAUGGAGGAAGAGAUCAAUACAAGUGAUUGGCAGCUUGUCUGCAGUGGAGCCCUGGUGAACCAGCGCAGCGUGGUAGUAGCUGCCCAUUGUGUUACAGAGUUGGGGAAACUAUAUCCAGUUGACACAUCCAAAAUCCGAGUAGUGCUUGGUAAACAGUACCGUAGCGAUCUAAGAAUGACCAAAGGAUUGCAACAGUUACGGGUAUCCUUCAUUACUGUGCAUCCUAACUAUGACCCCCUGGUGCUGGAUUCAGAUGUGGCUGUAUUAAAGCUGUUGGACAAGGCUCGUAUUGGAGACUAUGUGCUACCAAUCUGCCUAGCAGAUGUAACCACAGAAGACAUCAGACUGAGCAUAGUAACGGGUUGGUCCCUCCUACGUGACCAGAAGGAUAGUGAUAUGGAGAAAGCUCGUGCAGGUCAUGUAAUGCUAGGGAAUAUUGUUCCCUGUGAGCAGCAGUAUGCCAAUUAUGGUGUUCCAAUCAGUGUGUCUGAAAACAUGCUAUGUGGAAGACAGAGCACUGAUGCUGAUCAGUCCAACAUUUGCCCUGCAGACACUGGGGGAGUUCUUAUUCUUCCGCCUGGCUCCUCCACAUCCACAUCUCCACAUAGUCAGGCCUCACAGGAGUGGAAACUUUUAGGGUUGGUCAGUUUUGGAUAUGAUUCUUUGAACUGCAACCCAGAGCUUUACACUGUGUACACUCGUAUUACAAAUUUUAUUCAAUUCAUAGAGGAAAAUAUGAAAUAGACUGAUAUUUCCAGAUUAAAACGGCCAUCUCAUUCAUAUCAUCUUUUUUAUUCUGUAUAAUACUACAUUAUGGGAUUAAAGAACAUGAUCGUAUACAAAAAACAGGGUUGUUUCAAACCAAUUGUUGGGUUUGCCCAUAUUGUAUUUUACCCAACCAUGGGUUAAAACAGCCCAGCAUUAUUUAGAGUGUACACUGGACAAUUCAGUGAUCUUUUUGACAUGGACUUACUUCAAAUCUUUCAUUAACCAUUAAAAAGGAGACAGUCGGAAAACAACAUACAUUUCUGACACAUUAUGACACUGACUGGCUCUCAGGUAAUGAAUAGUUAUUGGGUAUAAUGUAUGACUUCCAGCUUGUCAUGGUUGGUUUGCCUUAUACUCUUUGAAUUGCAAAUAAAUAUAUUGUAUUUACCAUUGUUAAACAUGCCCAAAAGAUGGAUAUAUUUCAUAAAAUUGUUAUCAUAAUAACCUAGCUAACAUCUGUAUGGUUUGUUGAUAUUUUUUAUAAUAGAACUACUUGAAAGAGAUAUUAAUCUACAUUAGAAAAAAUAUUUUAGAUUUUAGAUUUUGUUUUACCCCCUUACCCAUCAACAUUAAUAACACAUACAUGUGUAUCAAUACUGAAGUGGUUUGUGGAGCCUUCUACAUCUCCUUUUAAAUGUCUAGGGAUUUCUAGGAAUAUUUUUUUAUAAAUAAAUAAAUGCAUAAUGAUGUCCUCAGACCCUGGGCUCUGUUUUCGGAUGUGAAUUUCUAUGUUUGUUUCAAUAAAACAGGUAAUUUGUUCUUUUUUAA